CCACUGUAGUAGCAAAAAGUAAAAGCAUUUAUACGAUGUUUACUUCGGCAUGCAAUGCAACGUUUUUCUCUUUCCACGAAAUCUCAUAUUUGCGAACUUCCCUCAGCUGGGUGAGUCAGUCAUGGAUUUCACUGUCGUUUAUCUUUUUUGCUGCUGUCCGGUCGUCGACAAUUCAGAUUUCAUGUAAACCAGGCAAGGAUUUCGUCAGGUGUCACAGUAUAACACCGCAGCAUUUGUGCAAUGUAGAUUUUUUGUUUACAAUUCUAUCCCAUUAAUUACAAAUUAAUAGACGAGAUGGAACGGAAAUCCAUUCGCCAAAGGAAUCAAGCCUGUGACGGGGCCUUGGCGAUUUUGAGGGGGACGAUCUGUUCGGGUGGGUGUGGGAAUGGUGGGUGUUGGUGUCCAGAUCUCACUCUCGACUGGAAACGAGAAGCUGUAAUUCUUAAUAAUGCUGGUCAAAAGUAUACAAUCGGGUCUGGGAAAAAUUUGGACAGCCUGGAUCCGGCAAAAUAUGGACAGUUUUUAAUAUUUCGAAACAAUGCAGACAUAGCCAAGGAGCAAUGCCAAAUUGAAUGUGAUAGAAGUGGAACCUUUUGGUUGCAUAGUUUAGGAUACUCAGAGACGUUUGUGAAUGGGAAAUUAAUGCAAGAUUCCCCCGUCAAGUUAAAAUUUGGAGAUAUAUUUUAUUUUUCGCAUAUUUUUUCGCAAUUCUGGGACCCCCACCUGGCCAAGACUAAUAUUGGGAAGCUGUAUCGACAAAGCCCCGCAGGCAAAAACUUUGCCGUAUUCAAAUUUAAGAGACUGAUGCAUAAAGGAGGAGUAAAGCGGAAACUAGUGAAUAAUAAGACGACUUAUGAAACAAAUAAGGGAGACAAAUCAGAGACUUAUUCCGAGGAUUUUCAUAAAUCAUCAAUUGAUCCCGCGAAGCACCCAGUUUUUGACAACAAUAUCAUACUGACAAAGAUAUGUGAGCACCUCGUCGAGUCAGACAUAGGAGAUCUCUUUAACUGUCGCCUUGUCUCACAAACAUGGAAUCGCUCGGCUCGACUCGUAUUACAGAAAAAUUACGUUAUGAAGUUCAGCAUAAUUAUUGACAAUUUGAUCAUGGACCCAAACUACCUCGCGAAUCGACUUCAUUGGAAGACUUAUCGAAUGAAGGAGUUGAAAUUUGACGCCAUGAAGAUUGAUAUCUGGCCGCAGUCAUAUAAUUACCAAACGAGAGAUAGCGAAGACCGAGACAAAGCAAUGAUAAGAUUUAACCAAGAUUUCUGUGCAUUUAUAAAUCAACCAGAUUUCCACCCACUCAAAGUGCUCCACAUGAAUAUUGACUAUUUGACCCCCAUCUCCACACUCCUCUCCAAAUCUUGCUCUUCUCUGGAAGAAAUCUACAUCCAGAUUAACAUGCUUUGGAUCAACGAUGAAAAUAAGUUGGAUGAACCUGGAUUCCAAGAAGGUCUAAUGUUUCCAAAAUUGAAAAAGCUAACGCUCGAGUUCUCCGAGCAUGAACAAGGUGACAUGGAAAAAAUGUCGGAAUCAAAAUCUCUUGUCAUUUUCCUCAAAGGUGCGACGGGAAUUGAGGAGCUCAUCCUACGCAAUUAUGCCAAACUUCCCUGCGAGUUUAAUUCCUUUAAGAAUCUGAGAAAAAUAACGCUUCACGGUCGGUGCGAAUACAGUGUGGAAACGUUAAAUUUACGUGACUUUCUAACCCAGUUCAGGAGCUUACCUGAAGGUCAACUACGGUCAUUCAAACUAGUCAUGUGUGAGAUUAAUGUCCAAGGAACCCAGGUAGAAAUAGAGAAAAGCUUGCUACAUUUCCUUCAAAACCAGCAGCAAAGUUUGGAAAACUUGGACAUCUUCUUAACAUCAUCACAUCAUAGUCAACCCUUAAAACUGCCGAGGUGCAUGCCAAAGUUGAAGAAGUUAUGGAUAAGUGCCGAUAUUGACUGGACGGGAUCGUUAUGGGGGGUUAAAUUAGGUAGCCAGGUGACCAAGAAGAGUGGGGGUUUCACACCUGACUUUAAUUCAGGAAUGUUGCCCAUGGUGGUUCGCGACAGAAAUAAAUGCAGUCAAGAAUCCUGUCCCGGCUGUAAUGAUACUCUAGCUUAUGGAAGAUGGUAUAAAACUGAGGGACAAUUUGAGUGCUAUAUCCCAAACGUGGAAAAUAUUUGGGCUUGGAUGCAAUGAAUUUGUUGUAUGAUUUUGUUACAUGAAAAUAAAUAUUUAGUAUUUAUGCGCAA
Messenger RNA from Folsomia candida, 2237 nucleotides. RefSeq lists its product as uncharacterized. Bases 295 to 2184 code for a protein of 629 amino acids. Gene Ontology annotation, molecular function: protein binding. The record is from RefSeq and is a predicted model, not a curated record. NCBI's taxonomy places the organism in Eukaryota, Metazoa, Arthropoda, Collembola, Entomobryomorpha, Isotomidae. The transcript has 5 exons.